This is a messenger RNA of Aplosporella prunicola CBS 121167, 2319 nucleotides long. RefSeq names its product glycoside hydrolase family 31 protein. The coding region runs from base 1 to 2319 and encodes 772 amino acids. Gene Ontology annotation, biological process: carbohydrate metabolic process. Gene Ontology annotation, molecular function: carbohydrate binding; hydrolase activity, hydrolyzing O-glycosyl compounds. The transcript has 2 exons. The record is from RefSeq and is a predicted model, not a curated record. NCBI's taxonomy places the organism in Eukaryota, Fungi, Ascomycota, Dothideomycetes, Botryosphaeriales, Aplosporellaceae.
AUGAAGUUCCGCGAUGGCAUGUGGCUCGUCGCAGCCGACAAGACCGUCUACUACGCCGAAGACGUCUACACAAUCACCGAGCGCGACGACAAAGCGCUGAACCUGCUAUGCCCGACGCGGCAAAUCCGCUCCCGCGGCGACACGCUGAACCUCAGCACCAUCAACGUGGAGCUGGAGGCGCAGUUUGACGGCGUCAUCUCCAUCGAAGCGACGCACUUUUCGGGGGCGCAGCGCCGCGGCCCCAACUUCGAGCUGUACCCGGACGGGCGGCCCGAGCUGAAAUGCAGCAUCAGCAAGAGCGACAAGGGCACCACGCUGACGGCGGGCGCGCUGUCCGCGAGCGUCGGCCCGGACCAGCACGCCUUUGAUAUCCGCUUCCACGCUACGGAUGGCUCCAAGGAGCUUACGUCGCUGCUGAACCGCAGCGUGGGGCUCGCGUACAGCCCUGCGCUGAGCAACCCCAAGCAGGUGCAGGACAUGCGGGCGCUGCAGCACUACAUGUUCACGCAGCACGAGCUGGGGGUCGGGGAGAGCAUCCACGGGCUGGGCGAGCGGUUUGGCGCCUUCAACAAGGUGGGGCAGAGCGUGGAGCUGUGGAACGAGGACGGCGGCACCAGCAGCGACCAGGCGUACAAGAACGUCUCGUUCUACCUCAGCUCGCGCGGCUACGGCGUCUUCAUCGACCACCCAGAGCACGUCUCGCUCGAGAUUGGCUCCGAGCGCUGCUGCCGCGUCCAGACGUCGGUCGAGGGCCAGCGCCUCAAGUGGUACGUCAUCUACGGCGCGGGCGGGCCCAAGGAGGUCCUCUCCAAGUACGCCCAGCUGCUGGGCAGAGCUGGCCGCUUGCCCGCGUGGAGCUUCGGCCUCUGGCUCUCGACGUCUUUCACCACCGACUACGACGAGAAGACGGUGACGCAUUUCCUGGAGGAGAGCGCGCGCCGCGAAUGCCCCGUCGAAGUUUUUCAUUAUGACUGCUUCUGGCUGCGCGCCUUCCACUGGUGCGACUUUGUCUUCUCGCCCGCCCACUUCCCGGACCCCAAAGGCUCGAUUGCCCGCCUCAAAGCCGCAAACCUCGUCAACAAGGUCUGCGUCUGGAUCAACCCGUACCUCGGGCAGGCGUCGCCCAUCUUCGCGUACGCGGCGGAAAAGGGCUACCUCCUCAAGCGCCCCAACGGCGAUAUCUGGCAGUGGGACCUGUGGCAGACGGGCAUGGGCAUCGUCGACAUCACCAACCCCGCCGCCGCAGAGUGGUACACAGGAUGCCUGAACCAGCUCUUCGACCUCGGCGUCGACUGCAUCAAGACGGACUUCGGCGAGCGCAUCCCCGCUGCCGACGUGCAGUGGCACGACGCCAGCGUCGACCCCGCCCGCAUGCACAACUUCUACGCCUUCGCGUACAACAAGCUCGUGUACACGACCAUGCAAGCCCGUUUCGGUCCCGACGGGGGCGCGGUGCUCUUCGCGCGCGCCGCCACAGCCGGCACGCAGCGCUUCCCUUUGUGCUGGGGCGGCGACUGCGAGUCGACGCCCGCCGCGCUCGCAGAGUCCAUCCGCGGCGGCCUCUCCCUCGGCCUCAGCGGCUACAGCUUCUGGAGCUGCGACAUUGGCGGCUUCGAGGGCUCGCCCCCGCCCUGGAUCUACAAGCGCUGGGUCGCGUUCGGCCUGCUGUGCAGCCAUUCCCGCCUGCACGGCAGCAACUCGUACCGCGUGCCGUGGCUGCUGGACGAGGGCGCCAGCGGCCCCGAAAGCUGCAGCAGCGUGCUGCGCGCGUUUGUGCGGCUGAAGCGUCGCUUGAUGCCGUACCUGUACGCGCAGGCGGAGCGGAGCCGCAAGAAGGGCUGGCCGGUGUCUUUACGCGCAGUGGCGCUCGAGUUUCCAGAGGACCCGACGGCGUGGACGCUGGACCGCCAGUUCUUUGUCGGCGACAGCCUGCUCGUCGCGCCGGUGUUUACCGAGACCGGCGAAGUGCAGUUCUAUCUUCCGCGCGGCCGCUGGACGAGCUAUUGGGACGGCAGCGUGGUCGAGGGCCCUGGGUGGCGCACUGAGACGCAUGGGUUCGAGUCGCUGCCGCUGUAUGUAAGGGAGGGGAGCGUGCUGGUGCUUGGGCAGGAAGAGGAGAAGACGAGGGGCGAAGGGUUCGCGUAUGAUUGGGCGAACGCUGGGGGUGUUGUGGCGCUGUAUGCGGCCAGGGAGGGGGAUGAGGCUGUUGUUGUUGAUACGGAGGGGAGGGAGGUAGCGACGCUGGUUGCGGAUGGGAAGGGCGGGGUUAGUGGGUUGGAGAAGCUGGGGGGCGAGUGGAGUGUUAGGAAUGUUUUGUAG